UUUUUUAUUGGUUGGAAAGCACUCUGUUCUGCCAAAAGUUCUCAAAGGGGAUAUAUUCUGAAAUUGUUUCUACGAUCUUCAUCCAAUCCUUCCACCGCCCACCAUUUUCAAGAAUAUAUCAAUGGUUGUCUAUCUCAUCUUUGUGUUGCUAUCCUGUACCAUAUUCUUUUUCGUGUCAUGUUCUAAUGCGGUAGACAGUGUAUCUGCAAAUCAACCAAUCAAAGAUGGAAACACAAUUGUUUCAUAUGGCGAGACGUAUGAACUGGGGUUUUUUAGCCCCGGAAAGUCAAAGAAUCGAUAUUUGGGGAUAUGGUACAAGAAGAUAUCACCUUGUACAGUUGUCUGGGUUGCUAACAGGCACACACCAAACACCGAUGCAUCUGGGGUGUUUGAAGUCACUACAGAUAGAAUCCUGCUGAUUCACAGUGGUAUUAGUAUCGGUAAUAGAUCAGUGAUUUGGUCAUCAAAUUCUACAAUAUUAUCUGUUAAUCCAGUGGCACAGCUUCUGGACACUGGAAAUCUUGUGGUGUGGGAUGAAAGUAGCAACAAAGAAAAUCCGAUCUGGCAAAGUUUUGACUACCCUGGUGACACAUUCCUACCAGGAAUGAAAUUUGGGAAGGAUUUGAUAACAGGAAGAGAGAGAUACUUGACAUCUUGGAAGAGCCCAGAUGAUCCUUCUGUAGGAGAGUAUAAACUCUGGUUAGACACAAAUGGAUAUCCACAAAUAUUUGUGGUAAAAGGUCUAGUUAGACAUGCCAGGCUUGGACCAUGGAAUGGUGUUGGGUUUCGCGGGUUUGCGUUGGAAAACACGAAUCCAAUUUUAUAUGCAGAGUUUACAGUUAACGAUAAGGAAAUUUAUUAUGGAGUUAAACUAAAGAGUUCAGUUAUUCUGAGGAGGGUUAUGAUGAACGAUGGCAACCCACGGCAGUUGAAUUGGAUCGAGAGAACACAAGAAUGGGUCAUGUAUGGAAAUAUAGUAGUUGAUAGCUGUAGUUAUUAUGGACGUUGUGGUCCUUAUGGAAUCUGCAGCAUCGAACUUCCCCCUUGUAGUUGUAUGGAAGGUUUUGAACCACGAGUGUCAGAAGAUUGGAAUGGAGGAGAUUGGUCGUUAGGGUGUCAACGCAGAAAGCCUUUGAAUUGUGGGACUCGAGAUGUCUUCCAUAAAAUUUCAGGUGUGAAAUUUCCAGACACACGGCGCUCAUGGUACAACGUGACCAUGUCUCUUGGUGAAUGUGAGAUGGUAUGCAGAAGGAAUUGCUCUUGUACAGCUUACGCAAAUGUAGAUAUCAGAAACGGGGGAAGUGGGUGUUUGCUAUGGUUUGAUGACCUCAUGGAUAUUACUGAGUAUGAAGAUCAGCAGGAACUAUACAUACGACUGGCAAGCUCUGAGUUAGCAGGUAAAUAUAUUUUAUACAAUAUAUAUAAAAAAGGCGGAUCCAGCUUCAACAAAAAGAAGGAAGUACUUACGGUGAUGCUGUCAGUUUCUUCAGCUGCAUUGCUUCUGUCUGCAGUAGCAUAUGCCUGUAGAAAGAAAAUGAAAACGCCUCACAAAAAAGGACGAGGAGAAAAUGAAAAUGAACCUUUUGUAGGAAGCAGGCCACAUACCCUCGUUAAGGAUCAAUCCAGUGUUCAGAUAGAAAACCUUGAUGAGGUACCUUUUCUUAGCAUGUAUCAAAUAGUUAAUACUGAUAACUUUAAAAUUGAUAAUAAGAUUGGAGAAGGUGGUUUUGGUCCAGUUUACAAGGGUGUGUUGGAAUAUGGGAAAGUAAUCGCUGUAAAGCGUCUCUCAGAAACAUCCCAACAAGGACUUGAUGAGUUCCAAAAUGAAGUCAUUUGUAUUGCCAAACUUCAACAUCGGAAUCUUGUGAAGCUUCUUGGAUACUGCAUUCAUGGAAAUGAAAGGAUUUUAGUUUAUGAAUACAUGGAAAACAAAAGCUUGGAUCAUUUCUGUUUGCAACAUCCAGACUUAUUAAGUAGUUCAUAUUUCGCAGAUGAAGAUAGAGGUUCAAUGCUUGACUGGCCUCAGCGCUUUCACAUUAUCCAUGGUAUAGCUCAAGGUAUUCUUUAUCUACAUCAAGAUUCCCGCCUCCAAAUCAUCCACAGAAAUCUCAAGGCAGGUAAUAUCUUGCUGGACAGUGAAAUGAACCCAAAAAUAUCAGACUUUGGCCUUGCUCGGAAAUUUGUAGGACAGGAUGACAUGGCUAAGACAAAGAAGGUUGUUGGAACAUAUGGUUAUGUUUCUCCUGAGUAUGCGGUACAUGGAUGUUUCUCUAUAAAGUCGGAUGUAUUUAGCUUUGGUGUAAUUGUGUUGGAGAUAGUGAGUGGAAAAAAGAACAGAGAGUUCUCUCAUGAGGCUCAUAGUGACAACCUUCUUGGACAUGCAUGGAGGCUCUAUAAAGAAAACAAGUCCAUUCAACUACUGAAUGCGUCUUUACGCAACUCCUGCGUCAUCUCUGAAGUACUACGAUCAAUACAUAUUGGAUUAUUGUGCGUGCAACAUCAUGCAGAAGAUAGGCCAACUAUGUUGUCUGUGGUUUUAAUGUUGAUUAGCGAGGGUGCAUUACCUCCACCUAAGCAACCAGCUUUCUUCACAGAAGAAAGUCACCGUCAAGUCGACUCUGUUUCAACUCUAGAGGAAUACACAAUAACACUAUUGCAUGCUAGAUAGAAAGCUUGUGUCUAUGGUAGAUUUGAAAGUGCAUCUUAUGUUCAGCUCUAUUCAUCUCAUUUCUUUGAAGCUUUAGUUUUGUCCUUUCCAGAUUGUAAUCUUAUGUUCCAUAUCUAGAGGAACACAUGGUAAAACUGCUGCAUGCAGAUGUAAAAUUACAAGCGAGAAUCUCUAUUCAUCUCCUCUCUCUGAUGCU
This is a messenger RNA of Lactuca sativa (garden lettuce), 2864 nucleotides long. NCBI's taxonomy places the organism in Eukaryota, Viridiplantae, Streptophyta, Magnoliopsida, Asterales, Asteraceae. The record is from RefSeq and is a predicted model, not a curated record.